UUUCGGAGUGGAAUUCUCCUGUCUCUGAUCUGAACAUAAAAAACGUCAUUGGGGCAAGAUGGCGGGUGUCAUAACUCGCUGUGUUUCGGUGUCCGGACGACAAUUAAAGUGUCUGGGACCAGCGUUGACCACCCAACAAACCCGAAAAUUGGCUGAUGCUGCACCCGAAGGAAAGAAAUGUGGAGCCCCCCUUCACGAUCAGGAUCGUAUAUUCACGAAUCUUUAUGGUCGACACGAUUGGAGGCUGAAGGGUGCCCUGAAGCGAGGUGACUGGUACAAAACCAAAGCAAUUCUCGAUAAAGGGUCGGACUGGAUAAUAAAUGAGAUCAAAGUAUCGGGUCUCCGUGGUCGCGGUGGGGCUGGAUUUCCAUCUGGAAUGAAAUGGUCAUUUAUGCAAAAGCCAUCGGAUGGCAGGCCCAAGUAUCUCGUCGUCAAUGCUGACGAGGGUGAGCCAGGCACGUGCAAAGAUCGUGAAAUUAUGCGCCACGAUCCCCAUAAACUUGUCGAGGGUUGUUUAAUUGCUGGACGUGCCAUGGGGGCUUGUGCAGCCUACAUUUACAUUCGUGGAGAGUUCUAUAAUGAGGCAUCGAACAUGCAGGUAGCCAUUGCCGAGGCUUAUCAGGCUGGCUUAAUUGGCAAAAAUUCAUGUGGUACUGGAUAUGAUUUUGAUAUUUUCGUUCAACGUGGAGCUGGUGCUUACAUAUGUGGUGAGGAGACUGCGCUGAUUGAGAGUAUCGAGGGAAAACAGGGAAAGCCCAGGCUGAAACCACCAUUUCCUGCUGAUGUCGGCCUCUUCGGGUGUCCCACUACGGUUACUAAUGUGGAAACUGUUGCUGUAUCACCGACUAUUUGUCGUCGUGGAGGUACCUGGUUCGCUAGCUUCGGCCGGCCUCGUAAUCAUGGUACCAAACUAUUCAACAUCUCAGGUCACGUAAACAAUCCAUGCACUGUGGAGGAGGAGAUGUCGAUACCACUGAAGGAACUCAUUGAGAGACACGCCGGUGGUGUAAUUGGGGGCUGGGACAAUCUUCUCGGUGUUAUUCCCGGUGGAUCCUCUACGCCCAUCAUUCCAAAAAGCACCUGUGACACAGUGCUCAUGGACUUCGAUGACCUCGUCAGGGUGCAGAGCUCGUUCGGAACGGCUGCUGUUAUCGUGAUGAACAAACAGACGGACGUAAUCAAGGCGAUCGCUCGCCUCAUCAGCUUCUACAAACACGAGUCGUGUGGUCAAUGCACUCCUUGCCGCGAGGGUAUAAGUUGGAUGUACAAAAUAAUGAGCCGAUUUGUCGAGGGUAACGCGGAGGAGCAUGAAAUAGAUAUGCUGUGGGAGCUGACGAAGCAGAUCGAACUCCACACUAUCUGCGCCCUAGCCGAUGGUGCAGCCUGGCCAGUCCAAGGUCUAAUCCGUCACUUCAGGCCAGUUAUCGAGGAGAGAAUUCAAACUUUCAAGCAACGCGCUUGCAACUAAACUCCUAGUACAACACUGUUAAAAAUUUCAUUUGAAUUAUACCAUUCAGUGGAAAUUCAAGAAAAUCAAGGAAAUGAUUUUUCUUCUGGA
Messenger RNA from Fopius arisanus, 1558 nucleotides. It is a transcript of the gene ND-51, whose product is annotated as NADH dehydrogenase (ubiquinone) 51 kDa subunit. Gene Ontology annotation, molecular function: NADH dehydrogenase (ubiquinone) activity; 4 iron, 4 sulfur cluster binding; FMN binding. Bases 59 to 1468 code for a protein of 469 amino acids. Lineage: Eukaryota; Metazoa; Arthropoda; Insecta; Hymenoptera; Braconidae. Gene Ontology annotation, biological process: mitochondrial electron transport, NADH to ubiquinone. The transcript has 6 exons. The record is from RefSeq and is a predicted model, not a curated record.